GUGGAUUGGUUCUCAAAGAGGUGUUGCUAUGGCUAUUUUCUCAGCUGCUCCAUUCUUGGGUCCUGUCUGUGGUCCAAUCUUUGGUGGUUUAUUAGCAGAUUAUGCACCAACUUGGAGAUGGAUUUACUGGACCUUUUUGAUUAUUGCUGGUGUAUUCUAUGCCUUCUUCAUAGUGCUUGUCCCUGAAACCCAUGCUGGUAUCUUGUUGAAAAAGAGAGCAAAGAAAUUGAGAAAAGAUACUGGAGAUGAGAGAUACAGAUGCUUGAACGAAAUUGAAGUGAGGAAUUUUGCCGAAGUUGCAAAAACAUCUCUUUUAAGACCAUUUGUGUUGUUGAGUGAAUUGAUUGUGUUUUUGGUUACCAUGUACAUGGCAGUUAUCUACGGUUUGUUGUACAUGUUCUUCUUUGCUUAUCCGGUGUUGUACAUGGAAGGUAAAGGCUGGUCUGCUUCAAAGACUGGUGUUAUGUUCAUUCCAAUUGGUGGUGGUGUUAUUCUCGCUACCCUUGCUGCUCCACUUUUUAACAAGGACUACAACAGAAGAGCUCAGAAAUAUAGAGAUAGAGGAGAGUUGCCACCAGCUGAAUUAAGAUUGAUCCCAAUGAUGGUUUCCUGUUGGUUUGUUCCUUGUAGUCUUUUUGCAUUUGCUUGGUCAUCUUACAGCUGGCUUUCUUGGGCUGGUCCAUGUUUUUCUGGAUUAGGUGUUGGUUUUGGUCUUUGCGGGUUGUACAAUCCUGCAAACAAUUAUAUUGUUGACUCAUACCAACAUUAUGCUGCUAGUGCAUUGGCUGCAAAGACAUUUGUCAGAUCAAUGUGGGGUGCUUGUGUUCCUUUAUUUACUAUCCAAAUGUACCACACAUUAGGUUACGAAUGGGCCAGCUCUUUGAUGGCAUUCAUCUCAUUAGCAUGUUGUCUCAUUCCUUACUUGUUUUACAUCUAUGGAGCUAGAAUCAGACAAUUUUCCAAAUACGCUUAUUCACCAAAUAUGGAUGCAAAGAAACCGGAUUUGGAGAGUCAUAGACACUAA
Lodderomyces orthopsilosis Co 90-125 is the source of this 1024-nucleotide messenger RNA. RefSeq names its product Nag4 transporter. The transcript has a single exon. Lineage: Eukaryota; Fungi; Ascomycota; Pichiomycetes; Serinales; Debaryomycetaceae. The annotation marks the transcript as partial. Gene Ontology annotation, molecular function: transmembrane transporter activity. Gene Ontology annotation, biological process: transmembrane transport. The record is from RefSeq and is a predicted model, not a curated record.